Messenger RNA from Morchella importuna, 2412 nucleotides. RefSeq lists its product as uncharacterized. The transcript has 2 exons. Bases 1 to 2412 code for a protein of 803 amino acids. The record is from RefSeq and is a predicted model, not a curated record. Lineage: Eukaryota; Fungi; Ascomycota; Pezizomycetes; Pezizales; Morchellaceae.
AUGGUAGACCAAUCUUUACUGAUAUACACUCGCCAUUAUCUCGCUCGAGAUUAUCUUCUGGGCCCGUUGCCCAAAGAACUUUGUCGUCUUAAUCCCAUCGACCCAAUCACCGAUAUCCGUGAGCCCUUCGCUUUCUCACCUAGCGAUGAUCUUGACGAUGUACCGCCAGACAUCGAUCAGCGAGAAAAACUUAUACUCAACCACGAAACUGCAGUUUACCUCUCUUCUAUUAUAAGAGCUCCUGACGAAAACCGAAACCCUCUCUUAGAAGAUUUCAGAUGGUCUGUCAAGCUCCGUAUCGAAGAGCCAUCAGUACCAGAGCAAGAAAGAAAACGGGUACAUAGAGUCAGUGAGGAUGUCUUGGGGUUUAAGCACUACCCAGUAGGCAGCGGCGGAGACUCGGGAAUUGAAUGGGAAAGGGAGGUGAGAUACCAGGUGCUGGAUUAUGUGCGAGGCAUUGAGGCGGAAAAAAUGGUCCUCGGAUCUGAGGUUCUGGAGUUUCUACAGAGUAUUCAUAGGCCUGAGAAACCACCUUCUACUACGGACAUGAUACAACAGGAAUUGUUGUACUGCAAGCCAACAAAUUCACGUCUCAUGACCCCGCCACUUCUUCCUAUAUUACCUAUCAUCACCCCUUCACCUAUAAAGCUCUCCUCGACUCUAGACCUCAAACCAAUUGACGGCGGUGAAACCGCACUCCUAAUCGCCGACCUUACCGCACCAUUUAUAGCUGCGGACUCACUCCUCGACCAACCAUGUUCGGAGUCCCCUUCUAACUUCCUCCUGACAACACCACCGAUGGAGUCUCCAGUUAGGAAGCUCCCACGCACAGAAACGCUACUCGUAGAAGCUCUCAUUACACCCCCCGCAUCCACGGUUAAGAAAGUCCGCUUUGCAGAUCUGCCGCUGCCACCACGAAUAAGCACACCCCCGGGGGAGGCGUUAGAGGAUUCCCUGGAUAUGGAGAUACUAUCACGCGUGAGCCAAGAACUUGCUCAGGAACAGCUACAGGAAGCCGAUUCCACGCUUAGGAUGAAUGUUCCGUUUGUUGGCCUCUCGUUACCAGUGCUGCCUUGGGAUAAGGCAGGGGAUGGACUAGAAAGAUUAAGGGAUCUUAAAACAUGGGCAGGUAUUGCAUCAAGGAAAUGGGGUGGAGCGGCGGGCGUGGGGGUAGACCUCUCAUGGCGGCCCUUUGCAAGGAGUGCUGUCAAGGUUCCAACUGAGGAUUUGGGGAAUGGGGAGGUUGUAGAUGAGGUUAGAAUAAUACCGGGUGAUAUAGAGGCUAUAGAGAGUGGACUCGUAGAGGGCUUGAGGACUAUAGGGCUUGCAAAGCAUGGAGACAAGGAAUAUGAAUUGGAGGCGGGGGUUUUCGCGGUGAAAACAGAUAUGGAGACUUUGCUGAGGAACAAGAAGCGGAAGGCGCCCAAGGUUCAGAAACUGACACAGUCUGUAGCAACUGGUAAAAAUGGAGUUGGGACUAUAAGGAAACUGGAUGGGGAGGCGCCGCUAUUUGCUAAUCCUUUAGAUACGUUCAUGGCACUACGCUCACGAGUUUCAAAGAAGCCCAGAUUAUCCUCUGAAGAAGUACCGCGAACGAUCGCGAUACAAGGAGCUCAGGAGCAAGAAAAGAUUCCAUCAAGAAAUAUAGCCACGCCUGCUCCAAUAACUGAAGCUCCUGCCUUCCCUCGGCCUCAGAUUCACCUUCCAUCAUCUCCUGGUGUUUUCAUCGCCUCGACUACUCUUCUUUCUCAAAGACGUCUUUUCCGCCUAAUACGUGAUCUCUACCCUACUGCAACCGUCAUAGAACGGGACUUCACGGUUCCCAUCAUUGACCAUUUUGCUGGCAUUCCGUCUUCUCACAAAGACUCGGUAGAAGCGGACUUGAUACUUUCCACAUUCUGUGGCCUCAUAUUUACAAGCCUACAGAAGAUCCGACAGGCUCCAAUGCCGGGACAGGUUCUGAACACAACCAGACAACGUGUGUUAGAUGUUUCUCUGCUAUAUGAGCGGCUCUUUGUGAUAGUUCUUGGUACUAUAUACGGGAGGAGCGACUCAGAAACUAUCGCAGGCUUCGUUGGAUUUGCGGCUAGUCUACGGGCGGGCGUGAAUAUACGGGUUUUGAGAGAAGACGAUGAUGUGGUUGCGAGAUGGGUGGUAUCAACGAUGAUCAAGGAGGGUGAUGAAGGAAAACUGUUGGAGGAUGAAACUCUAUGGGAAAGGUUUUUAAGAAAAGCUGGAUUUAACGCAUUUGCUGCACAGGUUGUAUUGAGACAUUGCAGAGAUGGUGGGUUAAGGGCGUUCUUGUGCAUGAGCAGUGAUGAGAAACGGAUGGCUUUCAGUGGGGUUGUAGGUGAGAGAGUGAUGGAGAGGGUGCUAGAGAGGCUGGAGAGUGAGUGGGAUACUAACACGUAG